Messenger RNA from Coregonus sp. 'balchen', 228 nucleotides. The record is from the annotation of a GenBank genome assembly. Lineage: Eukaryota; Metazoa; Chordata; Actinopteri; Salmoniformes; Salmonidae.
AUGGAGUAUCCUUCCGGGUUCUCCGCAGGUAGGGGAGCUCAAGGAUGAGUAGUAUUCCCGCUUUCACCCAAACUGAAUGGAUCCCCUCUGGCGUCCGGACCGUUGGCGUCUGAGUCGACUACCGCAUCUAUGAACAGAGGAUAUGCGCAACCAACGCUGAAGAACGACCAUUCGAAUCCGUUCCGGAGAGGCUUUUUGAUUUCUCAAACCAAUUACCGGGGGGUGUGA